Eruca vesicaria subsp. sativa (arugula) is the source of this 1419-nucleotide messenger RNA. Lineage: Eukaryota; Viridiplantae; Streptophyta; Magnoliopsida; Brassicales; Brassicaceae. The record is from the annotation of a GenBank genome assembly.
GUUGGUUGGUUCCUCUGUUUCUUUUCUAUUUUGCAUUGGAAUUUCCUACAUAAUUUCUCAGAUGUUUCUUUGAUUCUCUCUUUUACCUACUCUUAAGAGUUUUCUUUUCUUUUCUUUGCAGUGAGAUUGUAUCCUCUGCUUCUUCACGAAGAUCAUGGCAAAGGAGAAAUCAGACUACUCUGAGAAGUUCGAGGGUAAUGCGGAAAACAAACACGCUAGGAACAAGUCUUCCACUGAUUCGUUAAUAAGUCUUGGCUUUGACGGAUCAUCAUCAUCUGUCUCUUUUUUCUCUCAGCGGAGUAGCAUUCUUGCUGAAAAAGAACGAAUGCACCAAGAAUUCAUUGAACAGGCUAUUGCCUUUACCCAACGCAUGGUUGUUCAACCAUACACUUCUCCUAGAGGUCAUAGCCAAGGGAACGAGUUUGCACCACGGUCCCAUGUCAGUACCCAAAACCAACAGAAUUCAUACAAGAACCAAAAUGUUAGCUAUCAUCCUCAUCAAAGUCACAGAGGCAGAGGCAGACAGAAUGAAGAACAUGUGAACCAGAAAUGGAAUCCUCAAGGAAACUUUAAUGAGCAAGGCGGAUUCCCACCUCCACCAAGAGGAGGUACACCAGCGUUUGUAAGGCCACCACCAUCAAUCUAUGCUCAGCAUAUUCCAGUUCAACAGCUUUUUUAUCCUAUACCGUUUCCUGACUUGCCACCACCGAUGAUGUAUUAUUCACAUCUUGUUCCCUUCAUCGACCCUAAUGCUGCUUUGUUUCCAUCUCAAAAUCCUGACGGCAUGCCGUCCAUCGAGCCUCCUCCUUUCUUGGUCCCAUCUCAAAAAGCUCCCCUGAAAACCAAGAUACUGAAUCAAGUUCAAGAAGUUACCCUUCAAACCAAGAUACUGAAUCAAGUUCAAUAUUAUUUUAGCGAGGAUAAUUUACCAAACGAUGUAUACCUUCGCAAGCGCAUGAAUGAUGAGGGCUUUGUUCAUAUAGAGUUUAUCGCUGGUUUCAAUAAGCUUAAAGCACUAACAAGUAAUGUCCAGCUUAUAUUGGAUUCUCUACGAGAUUCAUAUAUCGUUGAAGUGCAGGGCUAUGAAAUAAGAAACCGGCAUGUCUGGAGAAAAUACGUAAUGCCACACGACUGGCGGGUUACUUUUUAUCCGAGCCCAGAAUAUUUAGUGGCUAACAACCAUCAAAACAUGCAGCUCGAGCAGAACUAAGGAUAUGGGAUCAAGUUGAAGCAAUCAAAAAGCUUAUAAUAAUAACACCACAGUUGGUUGUUCAGAUUUAAGUUGAAGGAACUUUUGAUUUUGCAUAGAGAUGAUUGUUAGAUUUAUUUGAAGCUACAACAUUUGGCAUAUGAUGAAAAUUAACAUUUUGUCCGUACAGAAACAAAUAUUAAAAAACUGAGAAAACUAUGGUUGCAAGA